Austrofundulus limnaeus is the source of this 1741-nucleotide messenger RNA. RefSeq names its product Monoacylglycerol lipase ABHD12-like. Gene Ontology annotation, molecular function: phosphatidylcholine lysophospholipase A1 activity; monoacylglycerol lipase activity. NCBI's taxonomy places the organism in Eukaryota, Metazoa, Chordata, Actinopteri, Cyprinodontiformes, Rivulidae. The record is from RefSeq and is a predicted model, not a curated record. The coding region runs from base 123 to 1193 and encodes 356 amino acids. Gene Ontology annotation, biological process: phosphatidylserine catabolic process; monoacylglycerol catabolic process. Gene Ontology annotation, cellular component: endoplasmic reticulum membrane. The transcript is spliced from 13 exons.
GAAGCGGCGCCUCCCUCUGCCGGAGUUUAGCGUGAAGUUUAAUCGAAGUUCAGACCAAAGUUCAAACUGGUUGAUGUUAUUCUGAAGCGUCUCCUAGUUGUGAAGUUUAUGGACGUGAAACCAUGAAGAGGAGAGUCGUGAAACAAAGUAAUCCGUCCUUUGAUGGCAGAGAGACCCGGAGGACUGCGAAGAAACAGGGGGCACCGUCCCGCCCCUGGGUCAGGUGGGCUCUGCUGGCUGCUGCUGUGUGUGUUCUGGUGCCGGUCGCUGUGUUCUGGUUACCAGAUUUAAUCCAGCAUUAUAUUUUUGUUUACAGAGUCAGGGUGCCCUUCUUCAUGGACCUGAGCCGACCUGAAGAUUUCUCCCAGAACCACACGAUCAACCUGUACCUGACACCUGAGGAGGGCAUCUCCCUGGGAGUCUGGCACACUGUUCCUGAGCAUCGGUGGAAGGAGGCUCAGGGGAAGGACCUGUCCUGGUACCAGAACACCUUAAAUGAUGGAAGUCCAGUUUUUAUAUAUUUUCAUGGGAACACCAACACCAGAGCAGCUCCACACCGGGUGGGCGUGGCUAAACUGUUGAGUUCUCUUGGCUACCAUGUGCUGGUUCCAGACUACAGAGGUUUCGGGGACUCGACAGGGGAGCCCACCAUGAGCGGUCUGGUCUCAGACGCCGUGUACCUGUACAACUGGGUCAAAGCCCGCAGCGGGGACAGCCUGGUGGUGAUCUGGGGCCACUCCCUCGGCACCGGAGUGUCCACUAACACUGCAGCACACCUGGUGGACCAAGGUGUGGUGUUUGAUGGGGUCAUUUUGGAGGGAGCGUUCAACACGGACCGACAGCCGAUGCCGAUCAAUCCGUUCUUCUGGUAUUACUGGAAGUUUCCAGGCAUGGGCGUUCUGUUCCCGGUGCCGUGGGCAGAAAACAAGUUUGAGUUCUCCACCGAACAGCUUUUGAAGAAAAUGAAAAGCCCGAUCCUGUUCCUUCACUCUGAAGACGAUCACCUGGUUCCCAUCGAAGUGGCUCGACAGACCUACGAGGUGGCAGCGAAGGCUCAGAGUAAAGACAGAGUCCAGCUGGUGACGUUUGACGGCUCUAAGGGGUAUCUACACAACGGCUUGUAUCGAGACCCCAAGCUGCCGGACGUUUUACGGAACUUUGUGCAGUCCUUGUUGCAGCGGAGAAACCUGUAGGAGCUGCUGUGAAUCUCUCUGUACGUUCAUGGGUUUUUAAUUCGUCUAAGUUAAUUAAAAAAGGGUUUUUCAGAAAUAUCUGUAAAAUGUUGCAGAAGAGGGUGGGAAAGAGUUUUUUUAAUUGGUUUUGGUUUUAGAGCUGUUUAUUUUUAAUCCAUAAAACUUURAAUCUUUAUCUCCAGUAGAUCCGGAGUGCUCCCAGCAUCACCAGCAAACAGAGUUUCAUUUAGAAAUCCUUACAUUUCUCUGCUCUGCAGUUUGACCACACACAUCUGCUUCUGAUCAACAUUUUAGGCACAAACUGUUGGGCGUCAUGAAGUGACUCAAUCAUUCAAAUACCAGAUCAGAUAUGAAAACUGAUGCAACUUUCUUCAUUAAACCCUGUUUAAGACUCUGUAGAACCUCUAGAAAUGAGCUUCACAAUGUGUUUAGGGGUCUGCAGGUGGUGCAUUAAUUAAUGCAUUAAUCAACAAGUGUUGUUUAGUCACCAGGUUAAAAAAAACACCUGGUUUGUGAAAAUGUAAUUAUUAAUAAAACAAUAAUAAUGA